Molecule: messenger RNA, 601 nt
Organism: Lactuca virosa
Lineage: Eukaryota; Viridiplantae; Streptophyta; Magnoliopsida; Asterales; Asteraceae
Source: the annotation of a GenBank genome assembly
AUGAUCUUUAAGAGGGAAAGUAUAGUAUCCGGAUUGGAGGAUCAAAUCUUGCUUCACUACCUACUCUCAGUUUCAAACUUCAUGUCACCUGGUGGCAUACAAGCUUCUCUCUCCAGAACCACCAUUGACAGCCGAACUGAAUGUGAGAUGUCACUGAGCAAAAAUCAUUACAUGGAUGUUCAUUAUUUGAUAACUCAGCUCUAUACAACUUGUGAUGGCUAAGGAACAAGUGUGCUAAAGGGAUUAUGUCAAAAGACAAAACCACUAAGUUGUUAGAGAUCUCCUCCAAGGGAACAGGAGCACGAGGGGCAAAAAUGUCCAAAACAAGAAAAAAAAAUAGAAAACCACAUACUAGAUAUGUAGGAAAUAGUUGUCCUCCUUGAAACCAUAAUUCGGACGUGAGAUGGGCUAUUUGUGGGGAAAUUAAGCAGAUUGAAGUACAACUUUGUAUAUUCAAUUAGAAUGACUAUUUAUUUGUUAAACACACAUCUCCUGUCUAACUUUCUUAUGACCAAAUAUUCUUUGGAUAAUAUUGCUUUUUAUAAUUGUAAAUUAUUCUAAUUAGACUAUACAUUGAAUAAUUGUUUAAUGUUCUAUUUUC